This is a messenger RNA of Salpingoeca rosetta, 810 nucleotides long. Its product is annotated as ribosomal protein L9. Gene Ontology annotation, biological process: cytoplasmic translation. Lineage: Eukaryota; Choanoflagellata; Craspedida; Salpingoecidae. Gene Ontology annotation, molecular function: structural constituent of ribosome; rRNA binding. Gene Ontology annotation, cellular component: ribosome; cytosolic large ribosomal subunit. The transcript is spliced from 6 exons. Bases 45 to 698 code for a protein of 217 amino acids. The record is from RefSeq and is a predicted model, not a curated record.
UUCUAAAGUGAAUCUGGCGAAAGUUGCGAAAGGUCGUUCAGCUUAUGCAGAGCGCAUGCGAGCUGCCUUUUUCCAACCACGAGCACAGCCCUCACCCUUCCUCUCCCACCAGGUUCCAGAACGGCAUCAUGAAGACGCUGCAGGCCACGCGUUUCAUCACAAUCCCCGAGGGCGUCACGGUCACCAUCAAGAACCGUGUCGCUACCGUGACUGGCAAGCGCGGUACCCUGAAGCGUGCCUUCAAGCACCUUCAGCUCGAGGUCACCCGCGUGUCCGAUGAAAAGAUCCGCGUCGAUGCUUGGCUCGCUGACCGCAAGGCGCUGGCCUGCGUCCGCACUUUCUGCACGCACGUCAUGAACAUGAUGAAGGGUGUCACAUACGGCUACCGCUACGUGCUCAAGGCCGUGUAUGCGCAUUUCCCCAUCAACAUGCAGGUUAUUGAUGGUGGCAAGGCCAUUAACAUCAGGAACUUCCUUGGCGAGAAAGUCACCCGUCACGUGUGCAUGCACGACGGUGUCAUUGUCAAGGCCUCUGGCAACAAGGACGAGCUCUACGUUGAGGGCAACGACAUUGAGAAGGUGUCUCUCUCCGCCGCCCUGAUCCACCAGUCGUGCCUCGUCACGCGCAAGGAUAUCCGAAAGUUCCUCGACGGUAUCUACUGCAGCGAGACCACCACCAUCGACCCCAUUGAGGAGUAAACUGACCCCCUCCCUGGUUGUUGUUGUGUGUGUGUGUACACUGUGCUCGUGAUGCUCCCCCGCUCUGUUUCCUUGACUGCCAAGAGAAUAAACCUUGACACAUACCUGCACA